Molecule: messenger RNA, 3438 nt
Organism: Salvelinus sp. IW2-2015
Lineage: Eukaryota; Metazoa; Chordata; Actinopteri; Salmoniformes; Salmonidae
Gene: mier2
Product: mesoderm induction early response 1, family member 2
Biological process (GO): negative regulation of transcription by RNA polymerase II
Cellular component (GO): nucleoplasm
Molecular function (GO): histone deacetylase binding; transcription corepressor activity
Source: RefSeq, a predicted model, not a curated record
CUUUGUUAGUUAUUUUCACAAAGAGCAAGAGGGAUGGCAAAUUUAUGAAAGCCUGUACCAAUACCAGACGUGAAUAGUACACGGCGUACUCUCUCAUUUCAGAAUCUGUCAUGUAGUUUACUGUCAUUGCUGCUGAAACGUUGCGGCAGUAAACUAGGUCUGUAGGCUGUACAUACUGUAGAAUAGAGCCAUAGCUCUACAACAUCCGGGCAUUCCUCAGCCUGCGCAGAAACGGAAUGGCGGAGCUAGUUUGAUGGGCUCUGGAGAUCACAGACGCAGCCUAGUGGAGAUCCUGAGGCAGGGCUAUGAGGGGCCAGAGGAGGAGUCCAGGGCCCUAGUGGAGCUGCAGAAGAGCCUGGGGGCCUCACAGUCACAGGGCCGCCCAAUGAAGAUGGCAGCACGUCCCCAAAAUGGCAGUGAGAUUCCCCUGGAGGACCUGCUAUCUCUGUGUGGGUAUGAGGUGUCUGAUCCCCUCCUGCAGCAGGACAGGGAGCCCAACGAGCUAGCAGCCAGUCUGCCUGACAUGACACUGGACAAGGACCAGAUUGCUAAAGAUCUGUUCUCAGGAGAGGAUGAAGAGGAGUCAUCAGCUGAUGACCUCACUCUCUCUGUCACCUCCCAUUCCCCUGACCUCCUCUUCCGCCGCCACCUAAGAGCCCAUUCCAUGGCAGAUGGAGACAAAGGCACCUUCGUCAGCUCCUCAGAAGAUGUCUCAGAUGAUGAUGACGACAACACCUCCAUUCCAUCCAAUGAUGAACGCAAGGACAUCAUGGUGGGCUCAAUGUACCAAGCCAAAAUCCCUCCUCUCAGCCCAUACUCAUACCAGGAGAGAGUCUAUGAGAAUGAGGACCAGCUCCUGUGGACCCCAGACAUGUUGCCAGGCCAGGCUGUAAAGGAGUUCCUGCUAAGUGCCCAGAGACGGGGAGGCCAGGACGGGGCUGUAGACACCCUCAUCAACGGGGACAUAAUCAAAGACAAUGAACAAGCUCUGUAUGAGCUGGUGAAAUGCAGCUUUAAUGCAGAGGAGGCACUGAGACGAAUGCGCUUUAAUGUGAAAGUAUUCAGCGAGGAGCUGUGUGCUUGGAGCGAGGAGGAAUGUCGAAACUUUGAACAUGGCUAUCGAGUUCAUGGGAAGAACUUCCACCUCAUUCAGGCCAAUAAGGUACGCACGCGUUCGGUGGGUGAGUGUGUGGAGUAUUACUACAUGUGGAAGAAGUCGGAUCGCCACGAGUACUUCACCCAGCAGACCACUAAGCUGGGCCGCAAGAAGUACAGUCUGCAGUCAGGGAGCAUGGAGGAUGGAGAGCAGGAUGGAGAGGUUGGGGAGAUGGAGGGGUGCUCCCAGAUUCAGCCCCCCUCACAUCCACCAGUCAUAGACCUGGACAAGCAAGAUGCUGAGAUGGGGAUGGAGGUGUUGGAGCUGUGUGGCGCUCCUUGCCCCAGCCCACUGAGGGAGCAGCUGUUCAGCCACUUCUCUCCACUCCCCCAUCUGGAGGACCUGCAGCAGGAGCCCUCUCUGAACUGUUCCAGCCCGGGCCACUGUCCCACCUCGCCCCCUGCCCAGCUCCACCUCUCCUCACUGCCCUGCUGCAGCUCCCCGUGCCCCCCAGCGGAGCCUCCUCUCCUGGGUUCUGGUUUCUACCAGCUGCAGCUGGGGCCUUUCCUUCCAGACGGCCUGUCCAUGGGGCCAGAGGAUGGGGACUCCCAAGGGUUGCAGGUAGACUUCUCCCUGCCCUCCAUCCCCCAGACCUCACCCGCCAUUGCCCCCUCAGUCUCCGUCACUUCUGACUUUGGGGCCAUCAGCAGUUACCUGUGUCCCUCAGCCCUGUGCCCCCCUCCCGUCCAGCACCCCCGCUCUCUCGCACAGUAAGGGGAGGAAGAAGGGUGUCUUUACUCUGGAGAACAUUCCAAUAACACCUGGGUUGUCUGUACUUCUAAUUAUUUCCUGUUGAAGUAAACUUGGACCAGAGCUUACUCAUGUGUUGGUGUGAAACUCCCCAGGAGAGAAACUAUGUUUUUACGGGGAGAUGGGCAUACCUGUAUCAUAGUGUUUACUAGGGGGGCUCCCACUGCACAUAAGCGCAAUGGCUUACCUACCUGUGGGUAGGUCUGUUCUGGAAGGCCUGUCGUUCUACAGGGAUUUUCCCAGUUCUUAGAGAAUUCUUAGGUAAUGUUGGUACUGGAAAAGCGGGUGGGCUUGAUGAUAGCUCCAAGGCCAAAGCAAUUAUCCUGAUGUUCUUUGCAGUGGCCUCCUCCUCUUCCAGAGCAGAACUAGAGACAGAUGUAACAUCCCUCACUGAUUUCCCAACAUUUACUGGGAACAAUGAGCAGCAGACAGACAGCAUGACCUGGACGCCAUAUUAUAGCAGUAUGUCCACAAGAGAUGUUCUCCCUCUAUUAGAUCUGAUAAGGCUGUUUCUAUGAGCAGUGUUCAUUCUGCACUUGUAUGACUCUUCACCACUCUGACUGUGGACCUCUUAGGUAGGAUCAGCCUCCCUGGUUCACUGUGGUUCCACCUCUCUUGAACAUCCACAACUGAAACGGAAGGUUUUGUAUACAGUCUGUUUAAAAGGAAAGAUCUGUAUAAGAAUACCAUGAAACAAUGCUUUUGAGAUUGUCACAAUGUUUUUAUUUUCUUGUUCCUUGUUCAGAAAUGUUUUGGAAGGUUUGCAAUAAGAAACCAGAGUUUGCGAUGGGAGUACUUUUGUGUUCUUUCUAGUUUAUGUUGACAUUUGAAAGGUCUUGUACAGAACCAAACUCUCACAAUUGCCUGACAACCAUGGUAGGCACGUUAGCCUGUGUUUUGCGCAUUAUUGUAAAUGUUACUGUAGGUAAGUCACUGAAUACACAGUUACUCAGGUUUUGUAGCCUCUGGCUUCUUCUAUGUAUCUCAACUCCUGUUGUGUGAUUAAGUGUUGGAUAUUACGCUGAAUCACACAUGCAACCUUGGGGGUAACAGUCAUUGAAAAAGCCCAAUGGCAUUGAAGGACAUCAACCCAAAACGUGUGUGUUCAGAAGGAUGCAAUAUUAAGAAUGUUGCAGAUGGAGAAUGUGAUAUAUAGUUAGCUAUACAUUCCCAGGUUUCAGUGAUGCUCUACAGUAUCCUGCCACUAGAGGAUCUCGGCUGUCACAUAGUCUGAAGAGCCUGCCUGCUUCACAACCCCUGCUCAGGUGGGCCCGGAGAGAAUACGUCCCUUGUGCUCUCUGCCCUGACAGCAGGAAAACUCCAUAUCUUUAUUUAUUUUUAUAGGUUGGGUCAUCCUCUACUCCCUGCUCUGACCUAAGCUGUUCUAGAUCUGUGUUUUCUUCAACCGUUUACAGGAGGUUCUGGAUGUUGACUAUCGGGGCAUUUAUAUCGUACUUCUUCUGUUUAUGUUGGUUUGUAAUUAUAAUUAUUAUAUUUUGUAAAAAACAAAACCUAUUAAAAAUUCACAUGUU